AUUAUUUGGGAUCCCCUGUUUCCCUUUUCUGGAGGUGUGGAUUUGUGAAUCCCUCCUCCUCGCUUGUCACGGAACUGGGAUGAACCAGCCCUUAAACCACUGAAUUUUAACAUCUUUUAUUUUUAUCCUUACAGAGUAAGGCCACAAUCAAAAUUACCCAAUGAAUCUACGUGCCUGAAUCUAUCUUUAUCAAGUGAAUUACCUCAUCAAUAUAGUUUUUCUACUGUAAAUGGAAUAAAACACAGUAACACUAUAGAUUACUUGUAGGGUCCAAGUUUAGUAGCAUCCAAAUAGAUUUUGAAAUUACAUAUGAACUUGAAGGGAGAGGGGAGUGUUUCAGAUGUCACAGUAUUGUGGGGUUUUUUUUUCCAGUCUUGAAAGCAUUUUCCUUACUGCUAACAAGGUAUAGUCAAGCAAUAAUUCUUGCAGGUGAGGAUUUUGAAAUCAACACAAGUCUAAUGAUAAAGCAUUAGAAACAAAGUGCUUGCACAGUUCAAAUAUGUGAGAGUUAAAAUUGUGUUUAUUUUUUCCCAGCCUCACAUUCCAGCUAGGGUACAUUUGGAUAAACAGAUAAACAGAUAGUGAGGCUCAACUGUCAAGAUUUGGGAAAUUGAUGAGACGGACAUGAUAAACAAGGGGUAACAGAUUGUGAGAGAGAGAUCAAAAGUUGGUGGAAUCAGGCUGUAAAUACCAUAGCAAGUGCUGGAUAGAUUGUGAACCUGGAGUACUCAAUCAACAGGGAAACAGGAGAGGUAUUCUUGGUGUUGGGGGAUAAGGGAUAUAAGGAUGUGAUGUGUUUUUGGUUGUGUGCUCCUGCUUGAAGGACACCCGCAACUGCAAUCACAAAUUAAAACUUUUUCACAAGAGAUCUGGUGUCUGAAAAAUCAUUUCAGUUAUUUCUCAGAAAGUACGUGUAAAAAAUCUUGAUUUAGCGGUUGCAUUGGUGUAUUAGUUAAACAUACAAUACACCAAAUCUCCCUGCCUGAUCCCCUUUCAGUCACAGGAAAACUAAAAUGAUGUAAGGGAAAAAUGGCAGUAGCAUACCAGAGCUGUCUCAGACUGCUUUUUAUCCCAUUCAUUAUAUAAAGCAUCUAAAAUAACAUAAUGCUUUUAAAUACUAGCAAAGAUAAUUAGUAAUCUUAAAAAAUAUCAAACAGUUUAUAUACCUCAAGAAACUAGUUUCGUACUUGAAGACCAUACUCUAAAUACUGUUCUUAUCCUCAAAAUUGCAUCACUUAAUUGUACAUAUUUCUAUCUGUAUAACAGAAGCAUGUGAAAGACUAUUUCCCUAACAGGUGCUUACACUAAAGUACAGACAGCACAAAAAGACAGUAUGUUCCAACAUUAGUAAUUAGACAAAUAAUUAGAUGCGCACCAUAUAAGUGCCAUCCAUCAGUGAUAAAAACAUGGUGAACCACCACUGCCACACAAAGGAAUAGUUAUAGACCAAAAAAAGUACUUUCAUUACUUUCACCUCUUAUUUGUGAAAUGUUGUCUAACCCAUGCAAUUUGCAUGGAAAUGGCUGCAAGCCCUAUUCCUUCAAAGCUCAUUAUAAUAGAUUCACAAUAACAAUAUUUAGAAGUGUUGCUCUACUUUGCUAUUUUCCUUCUGGUGGCUUUAAAUUGGUGGGCAGCUGAGUUCCACUACACUGCUCUUUUACUCCCCACUCCUAAAAGGAACAAGGAGAAAAAAUAUGAUAAAAAAAAAACUUCAUGGGAUAAGUACAAGGAAAACACUCCCCAAUUACUGUCACGGGCAAAAAAGACUCAGCAUAAAUGUAAUUUAUUGCCUAGUGAUAACAGACUAGAGCAGUAAGAACUAAAAGCAAACUAAAAACAUCUUCUCCUCCAUCCACACUUUUCUACCUCCUUCCAGUGGCCAAAGGGAAUGGGGAGGUUGCAGUCAAUCCAAAAUGCUAUGUCUCUGCUGCUCCUUCUUCCUCACACUCUUCGCCUGCUCCAGCAUGAGUUCCCUCCUACGAGAUGCAGUCCUCAAACUGAUCCAACAUGUGGACCCCAUGGGCUACAGAUCCUGCCCAGACCAACUGCUCCACUGUGGGCUCCUCUCCACAGGCUGCAGUUCCAGCCCAGAGUCUGCUCCUGUUUUGACUCUCCAUGGGCUACAGCCUUCUUCAGGUCAUAUCCACCUGCUAUGAUAUGGGAUCCUCCAUGAGCUGCGGGGGGAUACCUGCUCCACCAUGGUACACCAUGAGCUGCAGGGGGACAGUCUGCUCCACUAUGGUCUUCUCCAUGGGCUACAGGGAGACUUCCACUCUGGCACCUAGAGUACCUCUUCCCCUUCCUUUUUCACUAACCUUACUGUAUACAGGAUUAUUUCUCUAUACAUUUUCUCACUUCUCUCUCCCAGCUGCUGUGGCACAGGCUUUUUUUUUCUUUUUAAACCCUUUCUUAAAUAUGCUCUCACAGAGGCACAACCUGUGCUGCUCACUGGCUCAGCUUUGCCCAGCAGCAGGUCUUUUUUUUUUUUUUGAGAUGGCUAGAACUGGCUCUUAUCUAAUAUGGGGUAGCUUCUGAAACCAUCUCACAGAGGCCACCUCUGCAGCUUCCUGCUCCCUGUGAAAACCUCGCCAAAUAAACCCAAUGCAUCCCUACAGGAAUUUAAGGAUAAACUGGAUUACUAAAAUUUUGAGAUUUCAGGAUGUCUUCAGUCCUGUGCAUUUUCUUUUGAUUUCCUCCAAGGUUAAAAAAAACUAAACUCUCACAGUGUAAGACAGGCAUAAACCUGAAAGCAACAAAUCAGCUGCACAAAGGACUUCUCUUUCCCAAUUCAGAAUUCCAAACACCUUGUGUAGUUAAUGUACAAAGCUGUUUAUUUCUAAAUAUACAAUAUUUUACUGAAUAUAGUCUGUUAUGGUAAGGAUUAUGUCAAUUUUUUAAGAUAUUUUAGAAAGUUGUAGUGGAAUUCCAGGGUCACAGCCUGAACCAAUGGGUGGGCUCUGUGAGUGUGUGAGUGCGGCGGCGCGGCGGUACGAACGGGGGAGGGACACAUUCCUCAGCUCGGCUCUGCCUGCGCGCUGCUACCGGGAGGGGUGAGUCGAUUCUUUUUGAUAUCUUUCCCUCGUGUGCCUAUUUCUUAAAUACAGGCCUUGUCAUUACCUUCAUUUGCUCUACAUUUUGGCGAGCCAGGCAGCCAAAUAUCUUUAAAGAUACCCAAUUAUAAGCCUCUUAAAAUAAUUACCAUGACAUUUUUGAACAAUUUCAUGGGAUGGUUUGGACGGGGAAAGGCUAGCCCCAUAAGUGAAGUUUUGCCAGGGCACAUCCCGGGAUUCCUAGGAUCCCCAUAUCACGGGAUUGCUUGUAUUAUUGAAAAAUGGGGUCCCCUACGGGAUGCAGGAAAUGUUCAGGAAUCCCCAGCCCGCCUGGCUGAGUAUUUCAGUAGUCUAAACAAAAACGUACUCACUACACAAGAACGACAGUUAGCUGCCUCCACGGUGGCGUGGCCGCUGCUGAUGGCCUUGAACCGGCUAAAUAUAACUGAAGAGGCUCUCACUGAUGAAAAUCAACUAUUACGUGACUGUGUGGAAGAACUGGAAAGACAGGUUGCAAUUUUGAGAGGGAAAAAACCUAACCCUAUAAUUCCGGUACAAAAAAUCCGAAACAUCUCUCUAGAAAUAACUGGGGAUCCUAUACAAGAGAGUCCACAUGAACUGGACUCAGAAAAUGAAAGCACUAAGAAGUCAGAUCUUGAGGCUCCACUAGAGCUUGAUCCCUUUGAGAUCCGACCAGUUGUAACUCAAAAAACAAAAAAAACGCAGGACAGGCCAGCGGGGCUGCCCCCGACCAGUGGCCCCCUGCUCAGAGCACACUACAUGUAACAGCUCGCCCAUACACGGCAGCUGAAUUAAUGGAUUUAGUACAACGGUUUAGACAGAAACCGAGAGAGAGUGUGCCAGCAUGGUUACUCAGACUAUAUGACAUGGGGGCAGAAAGCGUUGUGGUGAAUGGGCCAGAAAUCUCAAAACUGGCAUCAAUUACUACUCACCCGGCCCUCAGGCAAAGACUAUAUGCGGCUGUGCAACACAAUGAAGAAAAUCAUUCACUGAUUGCAUGGUUAAUGGCCGCAUGCCGUGUGACAUGGGCGAAUAAAACGGACAUACCAUUAAAUACCGGCCUGUGGUCCUCUAUGGAGGACUUACAAAAUUACAUCCGAGAAUUAGGUAUGAAAGAGGCAAUUUAUGAGGACAAUUUUGAGAGCCCAGAUAUGAUAAAAUUUU
Molecule: messenger RNA, 4235 nt
Organism: Gallus gallus (chicken)
Lineage: Eukaryota; Metazoa; Chordata; Aves; Galliformes; Phasianidae
Exons: 1
Coding region: 3201-3836 (211 amino acids)
Source: RefSeq, a predicted model, not a curated record